Molecule: messenger RNA, 1893 nt
Organism: Cannabis sativa
Lineage: Eukaryota; Viridiplantae; Streptophyta; Magnoliopsida; Rosales; Cannabaceae
Product: COBRA-like protein 6
Exons: 6
Coding region: 444-1784 (446 amino acids)
Biological process (GO): cellulose microfibril organization; plant-type cell wall cellulose biosynthetic process
Cellular component (GO): plasma membrane
Molecular function (GO): carbohydrate binding
Source: RefSeq, a predicted model, not a curated record
AAAUUAAGAUAUAAAAACAAAUUCUGUCUAAAAAAAAUACAAAAACAAAGCCAACUAAUUCCCAUAAUGAAAGCCAAAUGAGACGGAUCUCACUGUACACUAAUUCAUGAAUAAAAUUAUUACAAUUUAAAAAUAUUUAAUUAAUGUUUAGCAUCGUAUAUACCACAUACCUUAGUUAACUGUAUAUAAUUAUUCUAAUCUGAUUUUUCCCUUAUAUUAACACUAUAUAACUACAUUUCAAGUGAAAAUCUAAUUUUUCUCAGUCUCAUUUUCCCAAAUCUUGAUCUCUCUUCUGGCUCUUUGUCACAUUUACUUAAACAGAAACCAAUAGUGCAUAUUUUUUCUUUUCUUUUCUUCCAAACAAGGUGAAAGAAAAUCGUAGAAAGUUGGGUAUAUGUAACAAGUGAGAUAUAUUAUUUAUUAUAAUUAUUUAUAAAAAUCCAAUGGGCGUGGCAGUAAUCUUGAUUUUCAUCUUGUUCUCUCUCAUCAGCUCACCUUCUUAUGGGUAUGAUCCUCUAGAUCCCUAUGGUAACGUAUCAAUUACAUGGGAUUUUAUUCUUCAAAAUGGAAAUACCUAUGACAUAACAGUAUCAAUAAGAAACAACCAAUUAUACCGGCACGUGGAGAGUCCGGGCUGGCGAGUUGGUUGGGAAUGGAAAGGUGAUGAGGUAAUAUGGAACAUGUGGGGAGCUGAAGCAAGAGAACAAGGGAAUUGUGCAAAGUUGAGAGGUGAAGAACAGCUUCCUCAUUGUUGUGAGAAAAAGCCAGAAAUUGUGGAUCUCAUGCCCGGAACACCUUACAAUCUCCAAGUUUCCAACUGUUGUAGAGGAGGAUUUUUGGGUUCACUCAUUCAAGAUCCCACAAACCAUUUAUCUACUUUUAGAAUGAUUGUUGGAGAUACUAGUACUAAUAAUAAUGGCACAAUAAAUAUGCCCCAAAACUUCACUCUUGGUCUCCCUGGCUACACUUGUGGAAAUCCUUUUCAAGUCUCUCCAACUAGGUUUUCCCAAGAUGGUGGUCGACGAUAUACACAAGCUCUUGAGACAUGGAAAUUGAACUGUAUGUACUCUCAGUUUCGAGCAUCAACAGUCCCAAACUGUUGUGUUUCUUUAUCUGCUUUUUACAAUGACACCAUUGUCCCUUGCCCAAAAUGCAGCUGCAACUGCCAAGGAUUGCCUGGAGCAAAAUGUCUCACGCCUGAGAAUGAAAUAUUGCAACUUCCAGUAGAGUACUCAUCACGUGAGACGAAAGAGGAUAAAAGGUCAAGUUUAGUGAGGUGCUCAGAGCACAUGUGCCCCAUUAGGGUUCAUUGGCACGUGAAACAAAGUUACAGAGAAUAUUGGCGUGUGAAAAUCACUAUUACUAAUAUGAAUUUUGCUAAGAACUAUUCUCACUGGAACUUGUUGGUUCUUCACCCAAAUUUGCAAAGUCUCACUCAAGUGUUCAGCUUCAACUAUCGUUCACUCAAUCAGUAUGGAAACAUAAAUGAUAGUGGAAUAUUUUGGGGGAUUGAGUACUACAACGACAUGUUGGUGAAAUCAGGCAAGAGUGGGAAUGUACAAAGUGAGAUGUUACUACACAAAGACACUCCAAUUUUUAGCUUCAAACAAGGAUGGGCUUUUCCUAGAAUGAUUUCCUUUAAUGGUGAUCACUGUGUCAUGCCAUCUCCUGAUCACUACCCAACACUCCCAAACAUUGCCCAAACAUCUUUCAUAACCCCAAAACCUUCAUCAUUAUUUUCUCUAUUUCUUUUCUCAAUCUCAAUACUAAUCAAAUUUAUAUAACUAUAUAUUCCUACUCUUCUCCAUCUUCUUGUUAAAUAAUCAUUUUAUUAUUUGUUUCACAACAAAUGUUUGUAAAUUUUGUUUAAUUUCAAAUCAUGAUCAUUCAUGC